AUGGAAUACGACUAUGUGCCUUUGUUCUUCGGCAACUCACAUCCAGCUUCUCAAGCUUGGGCAGUGUUUACUGCAUUCUCUGCUGUUGGUAGCAUGAUUAGCGUCACCUACACUUGCGUUAGAGUCAAACAAACGAUAGCAUGGACGAACAUACUACCUUGGUCCCCUCUAUGGAGGUCCUCAGCACCCGUAUCCAGGAGAGAACCAAAAGACUACUUAGAGCUGCGUAUACUGAAUAACCAACAUGCUCACAACCCGUAUGAUCUUUCGACUGGUGAGCCACAAGGAGGUUUGAUACUUCACUGGAUAAUAUGCGUUGUUUAUAUUUGCGCUACGUCUGCGAUCUCGGUCGUCACUGAAGCAAUAGCAUUUCCUGGUCAGCUACUCUCGUAUGCUCACGCUAUUGUUGGAGUCGUGCUAGGGGUCAUGUUUCCGAAAUUUCGCAGUAUUGAAAACAAGGUCCCUAUGACGCGACAAUGGGACCCACCUAGCAGAGAGUCUCGAUGGUUGAAGCUAAAAUUCGCCCCAAUAAUUUUCGGAUGGACUUACGCUAUAGGCAGCAUAGCUCUCCUGGUACUCACGGUCAUAGGACCGUACAAGAAUGCUGACGGAUCAGAAAGAGUGGUGAAAGGUUGGUUUUAUCCCGCGGUAUCCUUCGGGACGCUCCUGAUGUCCCUGAUAUAUUACCUCAUUUUCAUUGCUAGCACGGAAGCAUCAUUGGUUCGCGCCGCUGGGAUACAAAUCCGAGAAUGUCGACAUGGAGAAAACGAUCGUGAGCGUAUCAGGCGGCGAUGCGAUGUUUGCCAAGAUUCACCUCAAGCACAUCGCCAUGCCAGAGAUGGCUACGAGCAUUAUUUCGAGGUGGUAGUGCCUGACACUCAUGAUCGUGGUAGUUUCCUGUAUUGGUUCUUUGGUGGGACAGAAGAGCGUCAUCAUCCACGUGCCUCUGAACAAGUCAAUAUGGUGAGAGCAGUCUUCGCGCAGGCAAAAGCGCACCUGAAGGAAAUGUUCCGGAAACCUUCUGGCUUAUCUAGGAACGGAGGUGCAAACGGUGAUACUUGA
Molecule: messenger RNA, 1062 nt
Organism: Paraphaeosphaeria sporulosa
Lineage: Eukaryota; Fungi; Ascomycota; Dothideomycetes; Pleosporales; Didymosphaeriaceae
Exons: 4
Coding region: 1-1062 (353 amino acids)
Biological process (GO): transmembrane transport
Cellular component (GO): membrane
Molecular function (GO): transmembrane transporter activity
Source: RefSeq, a predicted model, not a curated record